AUGGUAGUUGCGCAUUCCUAUAGGAAGUGCUUACGGGUAGCAGUGCUCUUGCUGCUGGCGAUAAGCAAUGAAGUCAGAGUUAAUGGUGAUGGUGGUAGCAGACAGCAGUGUGAGCAUAAUCCAGCACCAAAGGCAAGACCCCACACGGUCUCCAUCUUGGAGUUUGGAGCGGUUGGGGAUGGUAAAACAUUGAACACUAUUGCAUUCCAGAACGCCAUCUUCUAUCUCAAGUCAUUUGCUGACAAGGGUGGUGCUCAGUUAUAUGUACCACCAGGAACAUGGUUGACUAGAAGUUUCAAUCUUACAAGUCAUCUUACACUCUUCUUGGAAAAAGGUGCUGUCAUUCUUGGAUCUCAGGAUCCAUUUCACUGGGAAGUUGUUGAUCCGUUACCUUCUUAUGGUCGAGGAGUUGAAGCUCCCGGGGGAAGGUAUCAGAGUUUAAUAAAUGGAUACAUGUUAGAUGAUGUGGUGAUUACAGGUAAUAAUGGAAUCAUAGAUGGCAUGGGAUUGGCUUGGUGGGAAUUGUUUAGCUCUCAUUCCCUGAACUACAGUCGUCCCCAUCUGAUUGAAUUAGUAACAUCUGAUCAUGUGGUAGUUUCAAAUCUUACAUUCUUGAAUGCCCCUGCAUAUAGCAUCCACCCAGUUUAUUGCAGCAAUGUACAUAUUUACAAUGUUUCAAUUUCUGCUCCUCCAGAAUCCCCUUAUACCGUUGGCAUAGUACCAGAUUCUUCUGAUCAUAUUUGUAUAGAGGAUUGUGUCAUUGCAACGGGCUAUGAUGCAAUUGCCCUCAAAAGUGGCUGGGACGAAUAUGGCAUUGCCUAUGGCAGGCCAACUGAGAAUAUACACAUCAGAAGGGUUGAUUUGCAAGCUUCUUCUGGGUCUACUAUCGCAUUUGGCAGUGACAUGUCUGGUGGCAUUUCAAACAUUCUUGUGGAGAAUGUUCAUCUUUACAACUCAAGAAGUGGCAUUGAAUUCAGAACCAUGAAGGGUAGAGGUGGUUAUAUGAAGGAAAUCAUCAUAUCAGAAAUAGAAAUGGAGAAUAUAUACACUGCAAUUGCUGCCACAGGUUAUUGUGGAUCUCAUCCUGAUGACAACUUUGAUCCCAAUGCUCUUCCACUUUUGGACCACAUUAUUUUGCAAGAUAUAAUUGGCACGAACAUCACUAUUGCUGGAAGCUUUGCCGGACUACAAGAAUCGCCCUUCACAAACAUAUGCCUCUCCAAUAUAAACUUGUCUAUAAAUUCUGUUUUUUCCAUCCCUUGGGAAUGUUCAAAUGUCUCUGGAUUUUCAUAUUCUGUUCUUCCCAAACCCUGUCCUGAUCUUGAGACCCUUUCGGAUUGUUUCUCCCUUCUGAGUAUCAAGGGAAAAACUGCAGAUAUGUAA
This is a messenger RNA of Sphenostylis stenocarpa, 1383 nucleotides long. The record is from the annotation of a GenBank genome assembly. NCBI's taxonomy places the organism in Eukaryota, Viridiplantae, Streptophyta, Magnoliopsida, Fabales, Fabaceae.